Molecule: messenger RNA, 4100 nt
Organism: Corythoichthys intestinalis (scribbled pipefish)
Lineage: Eukaryota; Metazoa; Chordata; Actinopteri; Syngnathiformes; Syngnathidae
Gene: calcoco1b
Product: calcium binding and coiled-coil domain 1b
Exons: 12
Coding region: 241-1599 (452 amino acids)
Biological process (GO): positive regulation of transcription by RNA polymerase II
Molecular function (GO): transcription coactivator activity
Source: RefSeq, a predicted model, not a curated record
CUCCACCGAGGCGAGCAGAGCUUUAUGCACACUUCAUUCGCCCAUUGGUUGUCACAUUUUACAGAGCUCAUGACAAAAAAAAGUGAACUGCAUUUCCCGUGGUCCUCCGGCGCGGCUAUCCCAAACAGCACCGGGUAAUAUUUAGUCAGAUGAUGGAAGCAAGCAGAGCUGUGAACUUCUUCAAAAGAUAACCCUAAUUCCCAGCUGUCCUCAGCGUGUGCCUUUCUCUUCAUCACCGUCAUGGAGAUACAAUAUCCACAGUCCAACGUAGUGUUUCGAAAUGUGGGUCAGCUCUACUUUCCUCAAACCAGAAUAGAGUGUCACUACAGCGUGACUUCUCAACAUAUGUGGAGCAGCAGUGACUGGAUUGGAAUCUUUAAGGUCGGCUGGUCAUCACUGAGAGAGUACCACACAUACGCAUGGUCGCUUGUACCUGAAGGGUACAAUGAAGGAAGUACUGUUGACUGCUGUGCACUUUUUCAAGCCUUCUACCUGCCUCGCCCAAGCGCCGUUGAGUACUGCUUUGUCUACGUGGACAAGAUGGGGAAAGUUUGCGCCCAAAGCCGCCCCUUCACCUUCUGUGCUCCCAGACCUUUGGAUGAACUGGAGACUCUGAUGGAGGAGCGCAAUGAAGAAGAUGAUGGUGAGGAGGAGGAAGAGCUGCUCUUGGUGGUCCCUAGAGCGCAAUUGCUGCAGCGUAAGCUGGAGGAGUGCAUGAGGGAGAAGGCUGAGUUGAUGCAGGCUGUAGAUGAAGCCAAACAGGAAAUAGAGGAGGAGAGGAGGAGCAACUCAAAUGCAAAGGAGGACUGGAAGAGCCAAAGGGAUGAAUUGAAGGAGGAGAUUGAAAAUCUCCGUCAAACCCUAACAUACAAAUGUGAUGCCUUAAAAAUGGCAGAAGGAAAACACAAGGAUGUGGAAUGCAGUCAGGAAAAUCUCAACUCUGAACUGACUCAACUAACAUCUGAAAAAGUGCAAAGUCAACAACAAAUCAAAGACUUGCUGGAGGAAAUCAAGGUGCUAACUGAUAGAGAGAAGGAGAGAAAUGUGGAGUUGGAAAGGCUAAGGGAGAUACUGAUGAAAUUAUCCAGCCAGAUCAAACAUGAUGAAGAAAAGAGGAAGUUGCUUCAGGCGGAGCAUGAGGCCACACUGGUGGAGCGCCACGGCCUUCAGAGUCGCCUGGAGGCGAGCGAGCGCUCAGCCGAGGGACUUCGCACGGAGCUAAGGGAGCUGGGUACCCGUCAGGGCCAUGCGUACGCUGAGCUGCACCAAAGCCGCCUGCAGGUGGCCCAGUUGGGCCUGCAGCUCUCUGAGGAGAAGCUUCUACUCAUGGAAGAGCGCGCCAACUGGGCCUUGGAGAGAGAAGCUUUCAGGAACGCGGCACAGGCUGACAAACAGAAAAUGGAGGAGUUGAGGAGUGAGAUGCGAAGAAAGGAAGAGCGACUGCGAGGGGAAACUACCGAAUUGGAGAAGCUGCAAGCAGAGGUGAAAAGAGAGAAUGACAGAAAUCAGAUGGGUCAGCAGGGUGACACGAAACAGCUGAUGCUACCAGCACUUGUUGAGCCAGUCCUCAGUGAAUUGACGGGCUCCAUCAUGUGGUGACACAAGGAGUUGAAAGUGUAGGUUGAGACCGAGCUGUUUGUGUUGAAUUAUUGUUUGUUCGAGUGACUUGCGUAUAGUGUUUCCCAACCAUUAUUAAGCCAAGAUAAUUCAUUACGAAGUAAAGUUUUACAUUAAAACAAUUUCAUGUGGAAUAAACCCCCAAAUAAUGUCACAAAACGUAUUGGUGUAUUGAAAUUAUGAUAGUAAUUGUUACAGUAUGUCUUAAAUAUGGGUUGUGUGUGUGUUGAAAGGAAAAUUGUUUUUUUUUUUAGGUUUUAAUGAUGAAACAAAUGUGAAACUAAACAAAAUAUAAUCAUUCAACCUUGAAUAUGAUACUAAUACAGAUAUAAACAAGUUCUAUACAACUUCAAGUAACUAAUUCCACAUCAUACGAGGACACUAUAUUGCAAAAAAAUUAGCAAGGCCAACAGGCACAUAAUGCUGAACAGAAAUGCAGAAACUACCAUUGAGCACAUGUGUAAGUUUCAUUAUGACACAUCAAAAUAUUAGUGUAUUAUAGAUAUCUCCAUUUCAGUUGCUGGUAUCUGCAAUUCUCUAGUGGAUCCUUGCAACUAAGUGGGCUGGAGAUAUCUUGAAUGAAAUUAUGACUAUUCAGAAGGAUGUUGUAAACUUUGACAUUAUUAGUUCCAUGUUACUAAUUCAGUUUUUACGUGUGGAAUCUGCAUCAGCUGAUAAGACAUCUGAUUGUUGUGAUUCUCCAAUUGUCCAGUAGAUGACGGCAAAAUACUUCAUACUUCUUCAGAUGGAAUUAUAAUUUGUGUAAACUGUUUGGACACACAUAAAUAAUAUCAUCUGCCCUCUCGUCAGAGGUGGGUAGUAACGCAUUGCAUGUAUUCAGUUAUAUUUACUUGAGUAACUUUUUGAGAAAAAUGUACUUCUAAGAGUAGUUUUACUAAGCCAUAAUUUUUACUAUUACUUGAGUAGAUUUGUGAAGAAAAAAAAAAAAAAACGCUACUCUUACUCCGCUACUUUGGGCUACAAAAGAUAAGUUACAUUUUUCUCUUUCUUCUACAUAUUGGAUUUAUUAUUUUUUUGCUAGCGAUUAGGGUUGGGCACCGAACAUCGAGCAUCGAUGGGACCCAGUUCUAACGCGCCGGUGUUCUGCCAAAAUCUCCUACAUCGGCGAAACGUGGUCGAAUUUGACACCCAAAGUACUACCGUGCACUCUAAACUUGCUUUGUUUAGAUGCAUACAGGAAUAACGUACAAAAAAAAUGCCUGCAGAAAAUACUUAAAUGUAGUUAGAUCAAAUAAGGACGGUUUAAAUACGCUACGUGACUAAUGUGGUCAACUGCUUCAAAGCCUAACACAAAAAAAACAAAUGGUUAAAAGUAUGAGAGGGUAAUACAUGCAAAAAGUAUCUUUGAGGCAGUGAAAAGGUUCUAAAUGACUAAAUAAAAACAAAAAUAGUGAGUACACGCUGCUUCUAACCGAUGUGCGCAUGCGUGUGGAUGCUUGCGCAAGCGCGCUGAGCAUUGUGUAGGACGUUUCGCUGCGUAGUAAGGAAUUGCCGAACACCGGUUCUCCCGGAACCGUUCAAAUUUUAAAGUUUCGAAUACAUGUUUCGAGCCAUAAUUUUUACUUUUACUUGAGUAGAUUUGUAAAGAAAAAACACUACUCUUAGUCCACUACUUUGACCCACAAAAGAGUCGUUACAUUUUUCUCUUUCUUCUACAUAUUGGAUUUAUAAUUAUUUUUGCUAGCGAUUAGGGUUGGGCACCGAACAUCGAGCAUCGAUGGCACCCGGUUCUAACACUCCGGUUCUCCCGGAACCGUUCGAAUUUUAAAAUUUCGAUUCCAUGUUUCGAUGCCCUGACUGCUGAGCGGAAAAAAAUUGCUGCCGAAAACCACGAAGAAGAAGCCACAAGAAGCGCAUGUUGUGCAUUGCGACUUGAUUACAACCAUGGACACGGUGAGGCGGCGCUCAAAAGUUUGGCUUAACUUUACAAAAAAAAAAAGACCAGUCAGCUCAGUGCAACAUUUGCAACACAACUAUAUCAUGUAAAUGUGGCUGCAAGACCAAUUGUCGUAUUAUUACGUCGGGCUAUGGUCGAUAUCAUGUAUAUAGAACUAGAUGCGAAUUGACUGACUUGGCGGCGAUAAAUCAUGUAAAGAGAACUACAUGCGAAAUGACAGACUCGCUGGCGUUAGUAAACAGCCGCCAUUUUAAAGCAGUAUGUGCCUCCAUUAAAAUCAACAAUGUUGAAAGGAUUUUUGUUUUAGAAUCUGUUGUGUUGCUUAUUUAGAAAGAUGCAGCCAUAUGAAGCAUUCGAUUACUUUUUUAAUGAACUUGUAGUAGUGAAAACAUAUUUCAUAACACAUUUUUGCCAGACGCUCUCAUCUCGUCUUCUCCGCAUUAUACGUACGCUCCUACAGCAGCACAGACUGGCCUAACUGGUAUUGUCACAACAUAAACAUUGCAUGUGUCUCUAAACACAACAGAAUCGUUUUUUUUUUGUUUUUUUUUUACAAAUAAGUAAA